CAACUGACCUUGGGGCAUCUGUUCAUUGCCUACAGGUUGCACCCAUAGCCAUGCUGGCAAGACUGGGCAGGCUCCUUGGGAGACAGAAGGGAGAUAAUAACCAGACUAAAGAGAGGCAGAAGGGAGCUGGCCUUCAGUCUCAAUGUCACACAUCAAGAAACAAAUACUUCUGGGGAAAGCACAGGACUACUGGAAAGACAUCUACCCCAACAUCUCCCACUGAGCAGGAGCAACAGAUGAACAUGCUGGAUAAACUGACCCACCAACUUGAGAUGAUGACCAAUGAAAGGAAUGAACUCCAAGGAAUCCUGGCCAGUUAUACCAACAAGGAUUUGAACAACAGGCUGGAUUUUGAACUGGAGAUGCUGAAUAUGGAGCAUAAAAAAGUGAUGUUGGACCUGCAGAAAUUCCCCAAGGAGAUUAGUGAGGCCUUGCAGACAUGCAGGGAGCUUACUGAGGAAACUGUCUCCUGCAGCAUCCUCCACAGCCAGAUCCUGAACGAGUGGACUCAGCUAAAGGAAAAAGUAAGCACGCUGAGAGAGGAGAACAGAAAACUGCGAAGGGAGCAGAUUUCACUACAAGAGUCCAGUGAGGAGAUGAAGAUGCUCUGUGGGGAGGCCCAUGAGAAGAUCUAUGAACUCUUGGCCAAGGAGGAGCAGAAACGGGAGAAACUGGAGGAAAGAUUGCAAUACCUGCUGAAGCAGAGAGAUCUGGUCACCAAGCAAAUGAUCAUGGCAGAGAAGCUGCAGCAUCACCUCACUGUCUCCCAGAUGAGGUUUGAAAACCUCCAGCAUGAACUGGAACAGACCACAGCCCAGGGUGAGAACCUCCUGCAGAUGGAGACGCUGCAGCAGGAGCACUGAGUCACCCCUUGCAAGAACUGAGGAUGGUGAAGGAAGCCACAUUAACCAAGUGUCAAAAUUACUUAUCCAAACUGAAGCACUGGCUUAGCUCUGACUCUGGAACUCUUUGUACAGCCUACAGCCACAAUGGGUCCCAGAAAUCUCUCCGCAGUCUUCGCUCCAAAAAUCUGUUUACUGUAUCUAUAAACUUGUGUGAGGGUCUAAAAAGAAUCUUGCAGUCUUUUGGGGACAUGUAACACUUACCCCCUGAGUGUAUUGAAUCCCCCCCAUUCCUAGAGGGAAUGUUUCAAUUAGGAGGAAACUACAUAGAAAGAAUGACAAAGAAUGAACUAUUUCUCAAACCCUUGUCCAUCAUCAACAAGCAUGAUUAACAAAGUCUAUCAAGGAUCACACCGCCA
This is a messenger RNA of Mesocricetus auratus (golden hamster), 1261 nucleotides long. RefSeq names its product disks large homolog 5-like. The coding region runs from base 51 to 863 and encodes 270 amino acids. The record is from RefSeq and is a predicted model, not a curated record. NCBI's taxonomy places the organism in Eukaryota, Metazoa, Chordata, Mammalia, Rodentia, Cricetidae. The transcript is spliced from 7 exons.